Messenger RNA from Danaus chrysippus (African queen), 2685 nucleotides. Lineage: Eukaryota; Metazoa; Arthropoda; Insecta; Lepidoptera; Nymphalidae. The record is from the annotation of a GenBank genome assembly.
AUGUCGCGUUUAAUAGUAAAAAAUCUACCCAAUAAGGUAACUGUUGAAAAGUUGAAAGAUCUUUUUGGAGAGAAGGGGGAAGUAACCGAUGUCCAGUUGAAAUAUACUAAAGAUGGCAAGUUUAGAAAUUUUGGUUUCGUGGGAUACAGAACCGAAGAGCAAGCAGCAGCAGCAAGAGAACACUUUGAUGGCACUUUUGUAAAUAGCAUGAAAAUAAAUGUUGAAGUAUGUGCCAACUUAGGAGAUGAAAAAAAACCUCGAGCCUGGAGCAAGUACGCCACAGACAGUACUGCCUAUAAAAAGUUACAUAAAGAUGAAACCAGUGACAAACCGAAAAAAGAAAAAGUAAACAAAGCAGAGAGAAAUAAGAAUAAGAUAAAGGAACUAUUAAAAAAGCACAAAGAUGAUCCAUUGUUUACAGAAUUCAUUGAAGCUCAUGUAAAUGAUAAAACUGCAUGGAUAAAAGAGGCUUUAGAAGCGGCGAAUAAAAGUGAUGAUGAUAGUGGAGUCGAGGAUGAAACUCCAUCCAAGGAUGAAAAAAUACAAGAAGAUAAAACAGAAGACAAAAAUGACAUACAGGAUGCUCCGCAAAAAGAAAAAGUUGCUAAUAAACAAAUAAGUGAUUUAGAGUAUAUGAAACUGUUAAUGAAGAAAGUCGAUGGCUAUACAGAAGUUGAUAAUAAAGAUGCAAAGCCAGAAGACGACAAGCCUAAGAAAGUCCGCAAUCGUCCAUUGUUCUAUGUUAAAAUAACAGGUCUACCAUUUAAAUGUAAGAAGAAAGACAUUAAGGAAUUUUUCAAACCUUUAGUGCCAUUUUCAAUAAGACUACCUCUUGGUAAAGGGAAGAAGUUAGCAGGAUUCUGUUAUGUCGGUUUUAGAACGGAAAAAGAGUUAAACAAAGCACUUAACAAGGAUAAACUAUUCAUAGCAAAUCAUCGCAUUCAUGUACAUAAGUAUGAAGACAAGGCAAAAAUUGCUGCAGAACAGGAAGAGUUGCACAAUAAUAAAAAGAGACAAGAGCAAGUAAAUAAUGGAGAAAGUAUUGGUGAGAGUGGCAGAAUAUUUGUGAGAAACUUGCCUUAUGUUGUAUCAGAAGUAGAGUUGACCAGCUUGUUUGAGAAGUAUGGCCCUAUCGCAGAAGUUUCAAUGCCGAUAGACCCAAUUCUCCGUCAGCCCAAAGGGUUUGCUGUCAUAACAUUUGUGAUGCCCGAGCACGCUGUUAAGGCUUAUACUGAACUCGAUGGAACAGCUUUUUGUGGACGAAUGAUGCACAUACUACCAGCGAGGACUGAGAAACUUGAAGAUGAGAUUGAUGAGGAUCUGCCAUUCAAAGAGAAGAAAGCCUUAAAGUUGAAGCAGCAAGCCAAAUCUUCUCACAACUGGAAUGUUCUGUUCCUCGGAUCUAAUGCUGUGGCCGAUGUGGUCGCUUCCAGUUAUAAUACAACCAAGGAACAACUACUUAGUGAUAAUAAUAAAAAUACGAGUGCUGCUGUUAGACUUGCAUUGGGAGAAACACAAUUGGUCGCUGAAACUAAAGAAUUCCUUGAGUCAAAUGGAGUACAUCUGGACGCUUUUAAUAGACCAGCCAAAAAGAGGUCUAAAACAUGUAUAUUAGUGAAGAAUCUACCAGCGGGUACUGACAAAGAGGAAAUCAGGAGUUUGUUUGUUAAACAUGGACAAGUGGCGAGGUUUCUGAUGCCAAAGCACGGAAUCACAGCACUAGUUGACUUCAUAGAACCUUUCGAAGCAAAGAAAGCCUUCAGCAAACUAGCUUACUCACAGUACAAAUCCGCGCCACUAUAUCUAGAAUGGGCACCAGAGAAUGUGUUCGUUAAAGACGCUAAAAUAGAAACUGCUCCCGACAAAGAAACAAGCGAUGUGAAUAAAACAGAAGCAGAGUCGUCUGAAGAAACUAGUGUUAAAGAACCUGAGACGAAAAUUGUUGAAGAAACGCCAGAUGAACAACCUGAAAAUGAUACGACGUUGUUUGUCAAAAAUCUUAACUUUAAAACUACAGAGGAAACAUUGAAAUCGCAUUUUUCUACUUGUGGGAAACUUCACAGUGUGAUCAUAGCCAGAAAGAAAGAUCCCAAAAACCAAACUCAACUUCUAUCUAUGGGUUAUGGUUUCGUGCAAUAUAUUAAGAAGACCCACGCUCUAGAGGCCCUUAAAGUAUUACAGGGUUCAACACUCGAUGGAAAAACUUUAGAACUUAAGAGAUCUGAGAGAGGAAAUAUAACCGAAGUCAAAACGUCGAAGAAGACAUCAAAGGACACGAUACAAAAUGGUACUAAGAUUCUAAUACGAAACGUACCGUUCCAGGCGAAUAGGAAGGAAUUACAUGAGAUAUUUAGAGCAUUUGGAGAAAUCAAAACACUGAGGCUUCCACAGAAACUAACAGUGGGCUCUGAACAACAUCGAGGAUUUGCGUUCGUUGAUUAUUACAGCAAGGCAGAUGCAAAGUCAGCAUUUGAUGCUCUGUGUCAAUCAACACAUUUGUAUGGAAGACGUUUGGUACUUGAAUGGGCGGAUCAGAGCGAUGAAAAUGAAGAUGUAGAUUUGUUAAGAAAAAGGACGGCUGAGAAAUUCAACGCUAAGACACCCGGCGGGAAGAAAUCUAGAAAAGGCGCCGUUGACGUUGAUACGUUUGUUGAUGUCGAUAUCUUAAUAAAUCAUAUAAUAUAA